Messenger RNA from Myodes glareolus (Bank vole), 806 nucleotides. Its product is annotated as putative protein T-ENOL. NCBI's taxonomy places the organism in Eukaryota, Metazoa, Chordata, Mammalia, Rodentia, Cricetidae. The record is from RefSeq and is a predicted model, not a curated record.
AUAGCAACCCGGAACGGCGCUUCCCUGGCUCUCCCUCUUUUCAACCUUCCUCCCCAACUCCAACUCCCUAUCCCCUGAGGUCUAACAUAGGGUCUCCCUUUAGACCUCUCCGUCUCCCCUCCCGCCGAGUAGCCCAAGAUUUCAUCAGCCAGGGUGAUGGCAUCCACAUCUGCCAGGAACGGAGAGAAAAAGGACAGCUGGCCAUCUCAAGCUGCAGCCGCCUUAGGUGGAGGGCAGAAAGUCUCAUUAUCCCGUUCUGAAGAAUUCCUGACCCAAAUCAGCACAGAACUCACAGAUGAAGCACUAUUUAUUGCUCGCUCCCAUGUGAACUCUGUGCCCAUCAAGGAAACAAUGCAGACAAAAGACCAAGGGACUCAGAUAUCAACUAGACAUGUGGUCUUCACCAAGACCCGCGGCACAGACACCCGCCUUCUCUUUUCUUCCGCUGCCUCCAGCACUGACAGAAAUCGCACCCGCUCUAAGGCGCACCUUCUACCAUCUCCUCGUGAAAAGGGAGUACUUCCCAACAGCCUGACAACUGGAGGGUGAGCCCCCCUCCCUGUGCUGCUCUCUUGGCCUCUCCCUCCCCUACUCUGCUCCUCAGUGAAAGCCUCAACGCCCCUCCUUUGCGACUGGCUAAACACCUCAUCUCGGGAGGAACUCCUGCUCGCCAGCAAUGCCACCUUUGAAACCAACCAAGUUCUUUGGACCUGUUGCAGGACUGUCCAUCUUCUAUGGGCAAUCACACUACUGAGGAGAAAAGUUUUAAUAAAGAGCCAGGGAUCCUCCCUCUCCCUCCAACUUCA